AUGUUGAAUCAUCUUUACGCCAUUUUCACAAUUAUUCUCAUAUCCGAGACGCUGAGAUCUUCGGCGCUAAGCAGCGACGGCAGCGUCGGCAGCGUGGGCGGUUCCACUGCCAACAAUGUCAUUCUGGAAGAUCCCGAAUUCACGGACGUCAUUGAUAACAUAACAGUACCCGCGGGACGAAAUGUCAAAUUGGCAUGUUCGGUGAAGAAUCUAGGCUCGUAUAAGGUGGCGUGGAUGCACUUUGAGCAGUCGGCCAUUUUGACGGUGCACAAUCAUGUGAUAACGCGAAAUCCAAGGAUUAGCGUAACGCAUGAUAAGCACGAUAAGCAUCGCACCUGGUUUCUGCACAUCAACAACGUGCAGGAGGAGGACAUGGGACGGUAUAUGUGCCAAAUCAACACGGUGACGGCCAAAACCCAAUAUGGCUUUGUCAAAGUAGUCGUACCGCCAAACAUUGACGAUGCGCUGACCUCCAGUGAUGUGAUUGUCCGUGAGGGCGACAAUGUCACCCUGCGCUGCAAGGCGAAAGGCAGCCCAGAGCCGUCCAUCAAAUGGAAACGGGAUGACAACCAUAAAAUUGUCAUCAACAAAACGCUCGAAGUGAAUGACCUGGAGACGGACUCAUUGGAACUGGAGCGAAUCUCUCGCCUUCACAUGGGUGCUUAUCUCUGCAUUGCCUCAAAUGGUGUCCCGCCCAGCGUCUCCAAGCGCAUCAAAGUCAGCGUCGACUUUUCCCCAAUGGUCUGGAUUCCACAUCAACUGGUGGGUAUUCCCAUGGGCUUCAACGUAACACUGGAAUGCUUCAUCGAGGCAAAUCCCACAUCGCUCAAUUACUGGACGCGAGAGAAUGAACAAAUGAUUACCGAAUCUUCCAAAUACAAAACCGAAACGAUUCCGGGAAAUCCAUCGUAUAAGGCAACGAUGCGACUGACGAUAACCAAUGUGCAGGGCAGCGAUUAUGGCAACUACAAAUGUGUCGCCAAGAAUCCUCGUGGCGACAUGGAUGGCAACAUAAAACUCUACAUGUCUAGUCCACCAACCACACAACCACCGCCCACAACCACAACGUUGCGUACAACCACAACAACAAUGAACUUUCUCUACGAUUCAAACACACCCUUCAAUGGCUUCUCCGGCGGAGAUGUGCCUACGAAUUCGGUGAUUUUGUAUGAUAGAUUGGGCAAUAAAUACCAAUCGAAUUUAAAUGAGAUCGGAAAAUCUGAACAAAAACUGAUGGGCAGUAAUCCGGAUAGCUAUGACUGGUCCAAGGGCAAACGCAGCGGUGGGCGUGUCCGGCGAUCUGUCGGCUGGCUGAUAAUGCUUCUCACGCUGCUGGCAACACAGUCGCAUCAUUAGGAAAAUCAAAAGCAAGCUGUAUUAUUAAAGUGCCAUUACCAAAAAACAAACAAAGUUAGAAAAAAUGCCAAAACUGAACAGAGAAAAACUUACAACUUGCAACACACGUUACAACAACAAACAAGAAUUUAUUUUAUUAAACAAGUUGCCAAUAGCACGGCGGUAUAAUUUUAGUUGACUUCGUUUUCCUAACCCAAUACAAAAACAAAAGGGAAUAUUCUAUUGAAUUGCUCAAAUUAUUAUAUACAAAUAAGUGUAAACAAACGGUAAUAAAUUAAGUAAAAAGCUGAAAAUAGUGGUGAGCCGUUAAGCGAAUGCUCUUUCCCAAUCAACAAA
Drosophila innubila is the source of this 1692-nucleotide messenger RNA. RefSeq names its product neurotrimin (gene DIP-epsilon). Gene Ontology annotation, cellular component: neuron projection. The coding region runs from base 1 to 1356 and encodes 451 amino acids. Lineage: Eukaryota; Metazoa; Arthropoda; Insecta; Diptera; Drosophilidae. The record is from RefSeq and is a predicted model, not a curated record. The transcript has 9 exons.